Molecule: messenger RNA, 3494 nt
Organism: Artibeus jamaicensis (Jamaican fruit-eating bat)
Lineage: Eukaryota; Metazoa; Chordata; Mammalia; Chiroptera; Phyllostomidae
Gene: CABLES2
Product: Cdk5 and Abl enzyme substrate 2
Exons: 10
Coding region: 67-1533 (488 amino acids)
Biological process (GO): regulation of cell cycle
Source: RefSeq, a predicted model, not a curated record
AAUGAGCGGCUAUCUCAGGCGCUUGCGCGCGGGUGGCGGCGGGCCGCCCGCGGGCUCAGUUAGAGGAUGGCCGCGGCGGCGGCGGGUGGAGCCCCGGGCCCGUCCCCCGGCCCCGGCCCCGGCCCCGGCUCCGGCCCAGGUCAUGCAGCCAGGGCCCCGCCGCAGGCGCUGCGGAGACGCGGGGACUCGCGGCGCCGACAGGCCGCGCUCUUCUUCCUCAACAACAUCUCCCUGGACGGGCGGCCCCCAAACCUGGGCCCGGUCGGCGAGAAGCCACCGCCACCGCCGCCGCCGCCCGUCGAGGCCCGCGAGCCGCCGGCGCCGCCGCCGCCCCUGGGGCCCGAGACCGCGCCCCCCGCCCCGCCCGGCCCUCCCGGAACCGGGAGCAGGGCCUCGGCGUCCCAGGGCCUGCUCAGCCCCGCGCCCGCCGGCCUUGGCCUGGACCCGCAGCGCCACAGGAGGCGGGUCGCCUCCCAGCGCUGUUCCCUUGAGUUCCUGGACGACACAGUGGGGUGUCCCUCAGUUCCAAGAACCAAGCACAUGCCCGGCUCCCCCAGACACAAGGGCCUGAAGAAGACCCACUUCAUCAAGAACAUGCGGCAGUACGACACCAGGAACAGCAGGAUCGUGCUGAUCUGUGCCAAGCGCUCCCUGUGCGCAGCCUUCUCCGUCCUGCCCUAUGGAGACGGCCUUCGGGUCAGUGACCUGAGGGUGGACAGCCAGAAGCAAAGGCACCCAUCUGGCGGCGUGUCUGUCUCUUCCGAGAUGGUGUUUGAGCUGGAAGGUGUGGAGCUGGGAGCAGAUGGAAAGGUCGUGUCUUACGCCAAGUUCCUGUACCCCACCAACGCCCUAGUCGCGCAGAAGACAGACGGCCACGGCCCACCGCCGCAGCCCCGGCCCAGCGUGCCCCGGGCGCUGCCAGCGUCCAGAUAUAAACCUGCCGCUGCCAAGCCAGCACCCGCUGGCACGGAGCUAGGGAGUGACGCGGGGGACGCCCUCGAGUACAACCCCAACCUGCUGGACGACCCGCAGUGGCCCUGCGGGAAGCACAAGCGGGUCCUCAUCUUCGCGUCCUACAUGACGACAGUGAUUGAGUAUGUGAAGCCCUCCGACCUCAAGAAGGACAUGAACGAGACUUUCCGGGAGAAGUUCCCACACGUCAGACUGACGCUGAGCAAAAUCAGGAGUUUGAAACGGGAGAUGCGGAGCCUCUCUGAAGAGUGCAGCCUGGAGCCCGUGACCGUGUCCAUGGCCUACGUGUACUUUGAGAAGCUGGUCCUGCAAGGCAAGCUCAACAAGCAGAACCGCAAGCUGUGCGCGGGCGCAUGCGUGCUGCUGGCCGCCAAGAUCAGCAGCGACCUCCGCAAGAACGAAGUGAAGCAGCUCAUCGAUAAGUUAGAAGAAAGGUUUCGGUUCAACAGACGGGACCUAAUCGGGUUCGAGUUCACGGUGCUCGUGGCCUUGGAACUUGCUCUCUAUCUCCCCGAGAACCAGGUGUUACCUCAUUACAGACGCCUCACACAGCAGUUCUAGGGUAGGAUGCUGCAGAGACCACCCCUGGCGCCCACCCCACCCAGCGCACCCACACUGUGGGGCCCAGGGGCUGUGCCCAGGCCGGGAAGUGCACCCUGGUCCCGCUGCCUCCCGGCAAGGGCGCCCCAGCUCAGCCUUCGCACGCUUGCUUUCCUGGGGGCGUGGCUCUCGUUCUCAAGUGCAGGGCAGCGCAAGGAGGUGGCAUUUCUGAGUGUCCCUAUGCCCUUAUGUGGACAGAACGUGGGACAUGGGAUUCCUCCCGGGCCUCAGGCUGCUCCUGCACCAGGACCUCAGAUUUAACGUCACGGCCUCUGUCCCCAUCAGCCUCACCUUCCACACGGGCCCCCUGCACUGGCCGGGCCACACAGCCUGGGUGGCCUGGUGCUGGACACACUGAGAUCGCUGCAGCCACACAAUCAAGCAUUAAUCCCAUUUGGGGUCCUGGGUGAGAACAGUGCUGUGGACACGACCCCACCCUAUGGCCUGGCUCCAGGCCAGCCCCUGCCCCCACGCAGAGCCUCGGGGUCAGGUCAAGCCAGCAAGAGCAGACUCUUGUUCCUCUUGACCAGCUGCACUCCUGGACCUCUGCUCUCCCACACAUCAGGUCAUGGCGGAGUCCUGGCGCCCAAGUGUCACGCACCCCAACAAGCCCUGGCACGUGUCCACCUCACACAGACACUGCCCUUCACCUCCCACCAGGAAAGCGCCACUGGCCUGUGACACUGGACCUUCAGAUGACCAACUGCAUGGCUGACUCCUGAUCUUACUAAGCAAAUACUGUGACAGAAAAGCAGCCUAUUCGUCAUCACGCAGGAUCCUGCCUGUGGGGAGGGACUUUUUCUGGAAGGAACAGAGGCUGCUCAAACAAGGUGUGCGAGGCGUCCUGAAACCACACUUGACCCUCACGCGGGGAGAACACUAACCCUUCAGUCCUCACCUGCAGCACUGCCUCCUGCCCCCCAGGCCAACUCUCACUCCACAGGCUCCAGUGGGAGGUGCCUGUCACUCCCAAGCUGAUCUGGGCCACACCAGCAUGACCACAUUCAGCUUUGCAGGCCUGUAUCGUCCUUGCAUGAGCUGUGACAUCAUCCCCAGCUCACUACCCAGCCCACAACACUAAGAACCAAGAACUGGCGAGUCAGCCUGUCUGGGAAACUGCCCGUGCCAUCCAGCUGCUUGUCAGUGUGCCACAAACCUGUCACUGGGGGGCUCUGGGCCGGCCCCUACCCCGCACGCUUGCCAGUGCUCUCACAGAAAAGCCCACUGUGCUCAUCACAACACCCAGCCACCAGCAACUCAGCCUGGACCCCCGCAGGGGGCACUGCCCACCACCCGCCCCCUGCAGGCCUGUUCCUUCUCUCACUCCUGGGAAAGGAAUGGAGGACCAAGUCUGCAUCUGCUGCCCGACCUGCCUCAGUCCACCUCCACCCAUCCUGGACCCAAACUGAAGCAGAAGGAAGGUGGCGGCUGCUAGGCCUCAGGACAGCAGCCUGUCCGGCCCCCGUAGCAUCUCAAGGACAUGUCUGUGUUAUAAGUACUGUCACCCUGGAAGUCCUGGUUUACAACUCAGCCUCAAGGGACCCACCAUCCGGUGAUUCCUGUACAGCUGUAGAACCGCUGACAAAUGCCGUAACUUAAGUUUGCUUAUUUAUGUCGUAAGAUCCAGUUGUUUGUCAAUCUUGUCUAUGACUUCCCCACUCGUGUUUGUAAUGCUGAGCUGCCACUGUGUGGCGCUCAGGAAUCCCUGCAGCAAAGCCAAGAUUUCAGCCAAACCUCAGCCUGAACCCAGUCCCCUAGAACCAGCCCGGACUCCGAGGGAUGUUGAGGGCCAGGUGCCCCUCUGUGGGCCCAGUAGCAGUUGUGGAUUUUCAGUGGACGUUAAGCAACUAUCUGACCUCAAUACUGAGUCACGUCACAGUUGUUUGUGUUUGUGCUCUCAAGUAAAACGUGGUUUCACAGCA